AUGGCAGCAGCGGGAGGUGCGGCGAGCAUCAUCACCCAGGUACAGCAGACCGGUCCGGCUCCCAUAAACACGGCGCUGGGAGGAGGUAUGUAUUCCUAUGGCGGAGAUGUUGUGAAGUCAGCUGACAUGGAAUAGGCUCAGAGGAGAACAUCACACUCGAACUUCGGUUUGUUGAUUGGCAUCUGAUAAGAGUCGAAUCAUCUUCUAACCCAUUGACACAGCGGCACACGGUUCACGCUCUCGCGAGAUGAACUGCUCACCCUUCCCGAAUUCUGUCUCUUGUCGUUGUUCCCCAAUGGCUUACUCCCAGACGGUCACAUGAACAGCUACUCGUCAGAGGGCGACGUCUACCCAGUCGACGUAAGAAACACCCGCCAAUCCCGCAUGCUCACCCAGGCGAGACCCAACUCCCCAGCAACCAUCACUGAAAUUUACAACAUCAUCUCCAACACAGAUGUAUAUUUAUCUGACAUUCUUUAUCCUUCACAGUACGAUCCCCUAUCCUUGCAAUACAUGCUCGAGUUCUUCCGCAAUGUUGCCCAAACCAUCCCCCAAGCAUCCGAAGAACAAUCCCAAAACGACCCCCUCGCGCCUUCGACCAUGCCGAUCGAACCCAUGCAAGGCAACGCCCGGGACAUGCUCCAAGACCGCGCUGGAAUCAUUGUCCUUCGAGAGGACCUGGACUUCUACGCGAUUCCGCCACGCAAAGAAAUCCAGCACAACGAGAUGAUCGAGAUUAAGCGCGCAGCAAGCAGGGCCCUGCUCAGACAAGAUGGCAUCUUCUCCGGUCUUAGGAAGAGCGAGGAACCUGGCACUACCGAGCAACAUCUUAUUGAGAUGCUGACUGCAGGGUAAGAUAUGCCUUCCCCAGCUCCUGUCUGACCUUCGCAGUACUGAUUUGCGCAGCGGCUUCAACCACGACGACACCUGGGGACACCGCGCGGCUGAACCGCAGAAAGCCGUGAUCUGCUCUAUUGCUUUGGCGCGCCUGAGAACAGACAUUAGAGGUGACACCGCAAAUGCUGCCAAUGCAGUUGGCAUGGCACAGAAACUGCUCCUCUUCUGGCGCAAACCAGCCAGAAGAUGUUGGUGGGAGGGCGUCGAGUUGGAGAAUGUCGAGGGAGUCGAGGGAACGCUAAAAGUCUGGAUACGACGGGUUUGGACUUUGGAGAUGGUGAGUUUUCUCAUUUCUGUCUUUUCAGUGCAGCAAGAGAGCAGCCGAGCAGCAGCAGAGCAGCCGAGUAGAGCGGGACUUGGAGGAAGAGCAGGGCAGGACUUGGAGGAGCAGAGCAGCGUAGAUCAGAGCGCCACAGUGCUCGAGCGAUUUUGUCGGGUAAUCUAGGCUGACGCCGUGAGGCAGAGCGUGAUAGGAUUGCGCUAG
Molecule: messenger RNA, 1381 nt
Organism: Lecanosticta acicola
Lineage: Eukaryota; Fungi; Ascomycota; Dothideomycetes; Mycosphaerellales; Mycosphaerellaceae
Source: the annotation of a GenBank genome assembly